AUGUGUCAGCUUUUUUGGGAAAUGCAAGCAGAUCAGCACCACAAGAUGGACACGUCUGGGGAAACCCUGUCGAAUCCAGAGCGGCCCCCCGGGCCAGAGUACCCGGGCCCCCGCACCACUCAAAAACCCUCGGGACAGUCGGGGAUCAGAAGUAAAAGGGGCCAGGGUUCAUACCCCACCCUAACGGACGGCCACCUCUCGUCGAAGCCAACGCAUCAAGCCUGUCUGUUUUUGAGGGCAGGAGUUCCCAGUGACCACACUGAUGCAAAAAUCACUGCAACCACCGUCUGCCGAAACCGCAACCCAGUGCCCCCCUUCGGGUCUGCCGAACCCGCAGCCGAAGCCGCAGUGCCUCCUUCAGCGUCUGCCGCAGCCGAAACCGCGUGCCCUACAGCGUCCCGUAGCCGCAACCGCAGUGCCUCCUCAGCUUCUGCCGCGCGCAACCGCAGUGCCUCCUUCACGUUGCCGAGCCGCAACCGCAGUGCCUCCUUCAGCGUCGCCGCAGCCCAACCGAGUGCCUCCUUCAGCGCCCCCAGCCGCAACCGCAGUGCCCCCUUCGCUCUCCCGACCCGCAACCGCAUGCCCCCUUUCGGUCUCCGCAGAACAAACCGCAGUGCCUCCUUCAGCGUCUGCCGCCCCGAAAACCCGCGGGCCCUCCUUCAGGUCUCCCGCAGCCCCCAACGCAGUGCCCCCUUUCAGCGUCUGCCGCGGGCCGCAGCCAAACCGCAGUGCCCCCUUUCAGCGUCGCCGCAGCCGCCCCCGUGCCUCCUUCAGCGUCUGCCGCAGCCGAAAACCGCAGUGCCCCCUUCACGUCUGCCGCGCCGCCCGCAGUGCCUCUUCAGCGUCUCCAAACCGCCGUCCCCCUUUCGCUCUGCUAAAGCCGCUGCCUCCUUCAGCGUCUGCCGCAGCCAAACCGCAUGCCCCCUUCAGCGUCUCCCGCACCGCAAAACGCAGUGCCCCCUUUUCACUCUGCCGAGCCGCAACCGCAGGGCCCCUCAGCGUCUGCCGCGCCGAAACCCGCAGGCCCCCUUCAGCGUCUGCCGAAGCUGCAGCCAAAAACCGCAGUGCCUCCUUCAGCUCCUCCCGCACCGAAGCCGCAGUGCCUCCUUCGGGUCUGCCGAACUCAGCCGCAACCGCAUCCCCUCCUUCAGGCUGCCCCACCGAGCCGCAGUGCCCCCUUUCACGUCUCCCCGAGCUGCAACCGCAGUGCUCCUUCAGCUCUGCCGCAGCGAAGCGCAGGCCUCCUUCAGCGUCUGCCGCGCCGCAGCCAACCCGCAGGCUCCUUCACUUUUGCCGCACCCGCACCAAGCGCCGUCUGCCAAAAGGCCGCACCCCAACCGCAGGCCUCCUUCGCGUCUGCCGCACCGCAACCGCAGUGCCCCCUUCACGUCUGCCGCAGCCGCAGGGGGCCGCAAGUGCUUUUUUCAGCAUCUGCUGCAGCUGCAACCGCAUGCCCCCUUCGCGCGCCAAGCCGAAAACCCGCAGUGCCCCCCCUUCAGGUCUGCCGACCCGCAACCGCAGUGCCUCCUUCACGUCUGCCGCGCCGCCCCGCCCCGCAGUGCUCCUUUCAGCGUCUCCCGCAGCCGCAGCCAAACCGCGUGCUUCCUUCAGCUUCUGCCGCAACCGAGUGCCCCCCUUCGCUUCUGCCGAAACCGAGUGCCUCCCAGCAUCUCCGCACCCGAAAACCGCAGUCCCCUUCAGGUCUCCCGCAGUGCCCCCUUCAGCGUCGCCGCAGCCGCAGCUGCAACCCGCAGUGCCUCCUUCAGCGUCUGCCGCGCCGCAGCUGAAACCCCGCAGUCCCUCCUUCACGUCUGCCCACCGCAACCGCAUGCCCCCUUCAGCUCUGCCGAAAGGCCCCAACCGCAGUCCUCCUUAGCGUCUGCCGAAGCCGCGUGCCUCCUUCACGUCUCCCGCAGCCCAACCGGGGGCUUCCUUCAGCGCGCCGAGCCGAAACCGAAAUGCCUCCUUCAGCUCUGCCGCAGCCGCAACCGCAGUGCCCCCUUUCAGCGUUGCCGAAGCUGCAGCCGCAACCGCCUCCUUCACGUUGCCGCACCCGAAGCCGGUGCCUCCUUCAGCGUCUGCCGCGCCAACCGCAGUGCUCCUUCAGGUCUGAUGAACCGCGCCGCAACCGAGUGCCCCCUUUCAGCGUUCCCGCACCGCAACCGCAGUGCCCCCUUUCGCUUGCCGCGCCAAGCUCAGUGCCUCCUUCACGUCGGCCGCAGGCAACCGCAUGCCUCCUUCAGCGCGCCGAUGCCCCUUCAGCGUCUGCCGCAGCCGCAGCCGAAGCCGCAUGCCUCCUUCAGCGUCUCCGCAGCCACAGUGCCCCCUUACGUCUCCCCCACAGCUGCACCGAGUGCCUCCUUCACGUCUGCCGCAGCCGAGCCGCAACCGCAGUCCCUCCUUCAGCUCUGCCGCGCCGCAACCGCAAGUGCCCCCUUUCAGCGUCUGCCGAGCCGGGGCAGGCCGCAACCGCAGUGCUUCCUUCGAUCGCUGCACUGA
Molecule: messenger RNA, 2499 nt
Organism: Penaeus monodon (black tiger shrimp)
Lineage: Eukaryota; Metazoa; Arthropoda; Malacostraca; Decapoda; Penaeidae
Product: proline-rich protein 36-like
Exons: 5
Coding region: 1-2499 (832 amino acids)
Source: RefSeq, a predicted model, not a curated record